AUGGACAACAGAAAGAGACCAACAGGUUCCUCCAACUCAGGGAGUUUGGUUUUCUGGUCCUCCUCAUUUCCACGGCAACCAGCCAGGGUCCUGAUUGUGGAGGCGCUGCCGCCCUGGUGGUCAGAGACCUGCACUGUGCUUUGUGAUGCUCUGGACAACUUCCUGUCCUUGGCCUGUAGUCUGGAUGGGCCCUGUAGGAUCCCACUACUGAGCCUGUAUGCAGUCAGCAGGCAGCAGGAAUGUCUACUGCCAUUUGUGCAAGUUUGUGGUAACUUGGCCAGGCUGCAUUCCUGUGUGGAGGAGCUGAGGUCCAUUUCAGGUGAAGGCUGUAUCAGGGGAGCAGCCAGAGGAGGUGAUCUGUUGCGACAGGCAGUGCUGGACAGUCUGCAGCAGUUUAAACAGUACAUUAGACAUACCAAUGCUGGCAGCCAGACCAGCAACAACUUAUCUGUGGAGGUUACCGUGGUGACCAGCCAGCCGGGUCGCGGCACCGUCCAUCAGUUGGAGAGGGGUCUCAGAGAUGCCGACCUGAUGUCACUGAAGAGGCUCCUGGUCGUGCAGAUUGAUAAUGCAGGAGACUGGGGUCAGGAUACUUCCUCACCUGAGGCCACACAUACUGACACUGAAGACUCUCUGAUGUUGGGCACUGAGGUCGACCUGCAGCAGGUGGAGAGCAGCGUGGUCGCCGUGGAGAUGGUGUUAAAGGCGUGGCUUCAGGAGCAGGGAGGAGACAGGGAGCACCUGCACCUCCUGCUGCCAAGCCCACUGGAUGAUCUUAUCCCAGUGUGCGUGAAGUGUGACAUGCAAGAGUGUCUGAUAAGCCCCGCCCUCAUCCCCGUGGCCCCCAGCCUGGGAGUGAAGACUGAGAGUGUUCGGGACUUCCUGCCCGUCACCAAGAUGUCAGCCAAUCAGAGCCCACCACCACAGAGACUGAAAGCAAUCAAGGUUCUGCGUGCAGACGGAGUGUGUCAGAGUGUGUUAUACGGCCUCCCGCUGGUGAUACGCCCCACCACCUGCUGGAAGCUGGACUGGGAUGAAAUGGAGACCAACCACGGCCUGUUUCACGCUCUCUGCCACACACUCAGGAGUCGUGACUUGUUCCUGCUGCUGCAGGUGGAGCCUCCUCAGAAGUCUGCAGCUGGAGGCUCAGGUGUGUAUUCUCACUAUGUCCUCCAGCCGUCACCAUCCCUCUCCCUCCUCCUGAAGCCUGUUGUGUCCAGAGAGCUGUUGCUGCCCUUCUCACUGCCCGUCUCAGCUCAGGACCCUGCACCUAACACCAUGCAGAUCAUACAGGGUUGUCUCACUCAACUGGAUGAGGAGUUUGUGUUAAACCCUCUAUCGCUGAACACUAACCUCUACCAGCUCUUUAGGAACAGGGGCCUGCUCUCACAGCCAAGAUACCCGUACAGGCUCCAGCCAGCACCUUCCCACAGAGACCCGCCUCAGACAGUAGAGGGCCUUAAAAGCUCGGCCAGCAGACAGCCUCGGCAGCCACAAAACCAGGGUCGCCAACUGGGAACAAGCAGCAAGAUGAGAGCCACUGUGGCUCCCCUACCCUCCUCCUCCUCUGCCUCCUUUUCCUCCUCCCUGGGACCUCCUCCUUCGAAGGCCUCCCGUCCAGCUUUAAGCUUCCUCAGCAGCAGCCGUCGGGCUCCAGCUCCUACUAGACACGAGGAAGACAAUGACGAUGAAAACUCAAUGAUAAUACAGUAAGGACACUUCAGGAGGAGAGUGAGAGGAGGGAAAUACAGUGACAGAGCUUUUAAAAUCCUGACCUUCCACUUCAAAGGGGUUUCCAGCGGUUAACGAUAAAGCUUAGUCAGCACACAAGCUCAAAAGUACACACACAUUUGGCUAAUUGGUCUCCAUUGUAAAGCUUGUGAGCAAUCAUACAGCUCAUAAAGCCUUUAAAGACUCAUAAAGAGGGGAGAGAUGCACAGUAAUUUGCACGUAAAUAUACACAAGAGACAUUUGUUGCACACUCUGAGCGGUUCUUUUCACACUUCCAUUCAUCUCUUUCGUUAUGAGCUGGAUGUGAAUUUACCGCUCGCGUGUAAGAAAGGAAAGUUUCUGCCAUUUUGGAUUGCUGAGACAGCAAAAGCUUCAAAAUCGCACACUAUAAACAAUGAAAACCAGGAGAAGAGAUGAAAAGAAGGGAAGCAGCGGGACAAUGAAGGCCUCAGACGGUCAAAAAUGGAAGGAAGAAAGUAAUAAGAAAAAGAACAAAGGGUGGGUGGUGUGGGAGAUCAGAGGGAAACUUUCAGCUGAUGCAUGUAUAAAAAGCCCUGUGAGCAUGUGACAGCACAGGGUAGAAACCUCAAGUCAGAAAGAAAAGAGCCACAAAACUACAAUGAAUUAGACUUACUGUAUAGGACAAACACACACAUACGCGCAUUCCUUUCUUCGUUUUGCCCUUGAGCCCCGGUUCGAACACAGCUCCACUGUUUUAACGAGACAAGAGGAGAAAGCGGCAGACAGUGGGGCCUCUCUGCUCUCCUUCACCCCCACGGCCAGCUCUCUUUCUGGGGGUUGAAAGGCAGCACGAGUGGGGCGGUGGAUGGAAGAAGAACAGAGAAAAGCGAUAAAAAUCUCCAGCGUGUUUUUUUAAUGUGACAACUUUGCAGUGAGGGAAAAUUUCCGUUGUGUUUUGAGUUGGCAGAAUGUCACCGCCGGUCGAUUUCUGCACAUUUACACACAGACAAUGACUCAUAUUCAUACGUAGAUAUUGGUCAGCGACAUACAGUGUGCUCAUCGUUGUUACUAUUAAUUUAUUCCUCGUCAGGGAGAUUCGUCACACACACAUACGCUCAUACAUAGGCCUAAUCAGCCUCCCGCCAUUCCACCCCCUUGUUGAACCUUAUAACAUUAGGGACUACCCGGUGACAAAUGGCUUGUGAUGUCACAGGACUUCCGCAUUCACAAAUUACAACCACAACGAUGCUUUUGUCUCUGUGGAGAAUUCACCCGCUGACAUUUUGCCCACUUCUCUGUCCUUUCCCUCCUCUCUCUUCUCUCUCUCUACUUUCUAUUUAAUCCUCAUGAGCCAGCGUGUUCCAUAAAUUUGUUCAGAUACAACAUCAGCAGCCUCUCUGUCCCCAAAAAGGUCAAAGAACUCCAGCUAAAGUUCCUCAGUUUGACCUGAACGCUAUCAGACGCGCUGCUCGUUAAAUGUCACAACUGCCAGAGAUUGAUGGGGAUGUGACCGGCAGCUGACAAAAGUGUGAUUGUUUGUGUUUGAAAAUUCACUUCACAGAGUUGAAUUUCUUCUAGUCAGGAGGGUUUUUUUUUUUUCAGGUUUUGACAAGUUUUGGAGCCAAAGCAGCCCUUCUUUUUCCAAGAAAGUUCUUUGUUCAUUGUUGUUCUUUAUGACUCCACCACACAAGCAUCCUUAUCUCACAGCGUUGACUCACUCAUCUUCCUGUUUGGCUUUCACGCUGCGUUUGUUGACCCAUUUUAAUCGAAUUUAUUGUCCGUGCCACAAAGGAUUCAAGGUGUUCUCGCAAUUGUGUCAAUUCAGGAUAUUGUAUGUGUUCUAUAUAUUUAUUGAUUGAUUAAUUAUUCCCUCAGAUUUGUAUUUUUGAAGACUGUUUACUGUUUUGUGGGUGAAUAAAUAAAAAUAACAUCUGGUGGGAGGAUUUUCAUGGUAACGUUUCUGUUCAGUAAGGCAGCAGUAACAGAAAGGAGGGCAUCUAACCACGUUGAACAUUUCACCGCCCACUGGUUUGCCUACAGAAUGCUAGCAUUAGACCACAGUUUCACUCCCUCAUAGUACUAUGAAAAGGUACGUGUAAUAUAUUUAAAUUUGUAAUUAGAUUUAAGGCCCAGUACAAUCCGGUACAUCCAUGUAUGUUGUAAAAACAUGGUGGACAUUUUGAUAACUUCAUCUCCAGAAACAAUCAACCGCAGGAUAUUAAAAAAGUACAUAUUCAACUUUUAACCCCUUGACCUUUUAGUGAGAGGAUUAAUACAACCGCCUUUUAACCACAGUUUAUCACUGAUCACAUAUCCAUCCAGCUAUGGAACUCUUAAACUAUACAGUGUACGCAGCAGCUAUUGAAAUAAAUUCAGUGUUAAAGAAACAUGUAAUAUGUUUAA
This is a messenger RNA of Acanthochromis polyacanthus (spiny chromis), 4095 nucleotides long. It is a transcript of the gene m1ap, whose product is annotated as meiosis 1 associated protein. Bases 1 to 1713 code for a protein of 570 amino acids. NCBI's taxonomy places the organism in Eukaryota, Metazoa, Chordata, Actinopteri, Pomacentridae. Gene Ontology annotation, biological process: male meiosis chromosome separation; spermatogenesis; meiosis I. The record is from RefSeq and is a predicted model, not a curated record. The transcript is spliced from 11 exons.